Silurus meridionalis is the source of this 3481-nucleotide messenger RNA. Its product is annotated as serine/threonine-protein phosphatase 2A 55 kDa regulatory subunit B beta isoform. The record is from RefSeq and is a predicted model, not a curated record. The transcript has 9 exons. NCBI's taxonomy places the organism in Eukaryota, Metazoa, Chordata, Actinopteri, Siluriformes, Siluridae. Gene Ontology annotation, molecular function: protein binding; protein phosphatase regulator activity. Gene Ontology annotation, cellular component: protein phosphatase type 2A complex; cytosol. The coding region runs from base 574 to 1905 and encodes 443 amino acids. Gene Ontology annotation, biological process: peptidyl-serine dephosphorylation.
UUUUUUUUCCACUUGUGGUUAGGAUACAGAAGAACGACCCAAAUGCCGCCUCCACCAUCACCUUCCCGUUUGUAUUAGAUCAGUUGGAACCAUCUCACACGAGGGCUUUAGAAGCUGUAGGAUUUGGUGCGUUGGCUCCGCCCCCUCCGCACUCCAGAAGGUGGAAAAUCCCGUCUUAACUCAAAAUCCUCAUUUCCGCGUCCUUCAUUCACACCGCGUCGUGCCGCUUCCUCCAGGAUUUUUUUUCCUUCUCAAUUAAAAAAAAAGGCCCGGAUCUUCAGGUCGAUGUAAUACCCGCUUCCCUACUUCUUCACUUAAAGAUGAAUUGCCGAGUUGCUCCUGCCGUAUGCAUGAACUGACCGCACAUCGCUGCGCGCUUCUUUGAUCACCGGCUUAUUUCCCAGUGCAGAACGACCUCCUCUGCCGGUACCGACAGAUAACUCACUCGUGUUUAAGACGGAUGCGGGAGCAAUGACAAGCAGCGCGAUGGAGCCGCUGAUCGCAUGCUGAUGUUUGCGUCCACGAUGGAUUCUUGUAUGUCCGCCUUAAGCUUCCGAUUUAAGCAUAUCAUAAAUGGAGGAGGAGAGUGACAACCGCAAGAUCAACAACAGCUUCCUUCGGGAUCACAACUAUGCAACAGAAGCUGACAUCAUCUCCACGGUUGAGUUCAACUCAACAGGGGAGCUUUUGGCCACUGGGGACAAGGGAGGACGUGUGGUGGUUUUCCAGAGGGAGCAGGAGAGUAAGAACCAACUUCAAAGAAGAGGAGAGUACAAUGUUUACAGCACAUUUCAGAGCCAUGAGCCGGAGUUUGACUACCUAAAGAGUCUUGAGAUUGAGGAGAAGAUCAACAAAAUAAGAUGGCUGCCUCAGCAGAAUGCAGCGUACUUCCUUCUCUCUACCAACGAUAAAACUGUGAAGCUGUGGAAGAUCAGUGAAAGAGAUAAAAGACCAGAGGGCUACAAUCUGAAGGAUGAGGAUGGGAGGAUCAGAGACCCUUCCACCAUUACGUCACUACGGGUGCCAGUGCUGAGGCCAAUGGACCUCAUGGUGGAAGCGACACCCAGAAGGGUUUUCUCUAAUGGCCACACAUACCACAUCAAUUCCAUCUCUGUUAACAGUGACUAUGAAACAUACAUGUCUACAGAUGACCUUAGGAUCAACUUGUGGCACCUGGAAAUCACCAACAGGAGCUUCAACAUUGUGGACAUUAAGCCAGCCAACAUGGAGGAGCUGACAGAGGUGAUCACAGCAGCAGAGUUUCACCCGCACCACUGCAACACAUUUGUCUACAGCAGCAGUAAAGGCUCUAUCCGUCUGUGCGACAUGAGAGCUGCUGCCCUCUGCGAUAACCACUCCAAGUUCUUUGAAGAGCCCGAGGACCCAAGCAACCGGUCCUUUUUUUCUGAAAUCAUCUCAUCCAUCUCCGAUGUCAAGUUCAGCCACAGUGGGCGCUACCUGAUGACCCGGGAUUAUCUGACCGUUAAGGUGUGGGACCUAAACAUGGAAAGCAAACCCCUAGAGACCUAUCAGGUCCAUGACUACCUGAGGAGUAAACUCUGCUCCUUGUAUGAGAACGACUGCAUCUUUGACAAGUUCGAGUGUGUCUGGAACGGAUCGGACAGCAUGAUCAUGACCGGCUCAUACAACAACUUCUUCCGAAUGUUUGACCGCAAUACAAAACGGGAUGUGACUCUGGAGGCGUCGCGAGAGAACAGCAAGCCGCGGGCCAUCCUGAAGCCGCGCAAGGUGUGUGUGGGUGGAAAGCGGCGCAAGGACGAAAUCAGCGUCGACAGCCUGGACUUCAGCAAGAAAAUCUUGCAUACCACCUGGCACCCCUCAGAGAACAUUAUUGCCGUAGCCGCCACUAACAACCUCUAUAUCUUCCAGGAUAAGGUCAACUAACGCAGGCACAGCUUGGGUGGCCCCACACACACACACACACACACACACACACACACACACACACACACACACACACACACACACACUCAUACACACACGCAUGGACACUCAGACAGGCAGACUGGAGUGCCUGAUCGCUGCAUGGGGCCAGUGUUUGGUUGCAGGAGUCAUGAUGCUGGUGGAAGGUAAACUUUUUGUGCCAAAAGGAGCUGGAAAUCCAGAGAGCAUGACCAGACCGAAAUUAAAGACGCAGGCAUGUUGCGCGCUGGAGAGUUCGAAUAAGAUGCGCUAUGCUUUUUUUUUUUUACAUAACUCAUUCUACUGUCCUAUUUUCAUCGCCACGCCCACAUUUCCUCUCUUUCUCUUUUAAGCACCUGUUAUUUAUUCUAUUUAUUUACUCCUCCAUUCGCAGGAAAAGACCUGAUGGUUUAACAUUGAAACAAUGCAUAACAUGCGCUGUUUCUUUAGAAUCAUCAGGUUUAACAGAUCUGACUCUAAGGACAUUGUCAGUAAGCUUUGUGUGGUCUGUUUUUUUCAUUGACUCUCGCAUCAGUGCCCAGGAUUCUGACACCAAAGGGCACUCUAUAAUGAAGCUGACAAAGGUCUAGACAGAAAGGACACAGUUCCAUUCCCUAAUGCCCUUCAUCCUCUACACAUCUGUCAAUGAAACUGAACUGGACUUUGGAUCUGGCCGUGCACACUGAUGCUAAGGCCAUAUACAAUUUCUGAACAUGAUUUUAGUUCUUUGCUACCUGAUUUCUUUGAAAAUGUGGAGGUAUAUGUGGUCUGAAGAAGUCAUCAACGUUGCUGUUUUAUUCGUCUUUUUAUGUUGUUUCAUUUAAUAAGCUGUGGUGCCUUCUUUUCGUAUGUGGACUCGAGAGCAGUUGGGAAGGGGGUCUAUGGGAUGCGAUCAUGGUUUUUGAAUGGUGUGAUAUGUUGGUUUGUGGAACGUGACUGUUUUUUUUUUUUUUUUUUUUUUUAAACGAAAAGUGGACAAUAGCUUUGUGUAAGGAAACAUGAACGAAAGUGAUGUAUUCAGAUACACAAAAUGUAAGUACUUGAAUUACGCAAAACAGGUCAUGAUGUCAGCUCUGUAGGCUUCUGAUUUCAAAGUGUACAUCCCUGGAUUUGAAUCGUUUAGUGCAGUGUUAGGUGGAAGCAGUUAUUGCACUCGUGACGAAUCGCUCUAAUUAACUAAGAGAAUGUCUGCUCAGCAGGGUGCAAACUGCAGCAUGAAAUACUUUUGCCUCUUAUUCAGACAGCUCACAUGUUCCACUCUUGUGCAUUUCUCUCAGCUAAUGCACCAUCCUACUUUUAAGUAUAUUUCAUGAUGUGGACAAAAGUGAAUGGUCGAUGAAUAAUGUAGCCUAACUAGACAUGAAGAAUAUAUGAUAUCAGGGAAUUUUAGGUACAAGUCGUUUAAAAAAAAAAAAAAAAGUAACAUCUAACCAAUUUCAGUUGAGAACUUGUUAAUGGAACAAAGUUUUAUAGCUCAGAAUGUAUUUAAAUGCAAUUGAAUGACAUGCAGUCUUUAUGCUUAAUGGAAUUUGUUGAAAUAAAAAAUGAAAACGUGCAA